AUUUAAUGUUGUUUAAUUCAAAAGAUUUUGUAGUUUUGUUUUAAUAGAAUUAAAAAUGUUUUCAAGAUUAAUUCAAAAGUCCAAUGUUACUGGUCAUAAUAUUUUUUCUAAAUUAAUUUUAGGAAAUGCUUUGACCCAACGUACAUUCUUUAAUAUUGUACCAAAUCCAAGUGUUGGAUUAACAGAUGAUCAAAAACAAUUUCAAACAAUGGCACUUGAAUUUGCACAAGAAAAAAUGCUUCCAUUUGCAGAAAAAUGGGAUAAAGAAGAAUUUUUCCCACGUGAAGUUAUGAAACAAGCUGCAGAAUUAGGUUUUGGUGGUCUUUAUGUUAAAGAGGAUGUUGGUGGUUCAGGUCUUUCAAGACUCGAUGCUUCAAUUAUUAUUGAAGCUUUAGCUUCUGCUGAUGUUAGCACAACCGCUUUUAUUAGUAUUCAUAACAUGUGUGCAGGUUUAAUUGAUAUUUAUGGUACAGAGGAACAAAGACAAAAAUAUUUACCAUCAUUAGUUACAAUGGAAAAGAUAGCAAGUUAUUGUUUAACAGAGCCAGGCAGUGGCAGUGAUGCAGCAUCUUUAUCAACAAAAGCAGUUAGAGAUGGUGAUCAUUUUAUAUUAAAUGGUAGCAAGGCAUUUAUUAGUGGUGGUGGUGACAGUGAGGUUUAUUUAGUUAUGGUAAGAACUGGUGAAAAAGGUCCAAAAGGUAUUUCAUGUUUAUUAAUCGAAAAAGAUACACCAGGUUUAAGUUUUGGUAAAAAAGAAGAAAAAUUAGGAUGGAACACCCAACCAACUAGAGCUUUAAUUUUCGAAGAUUGUAGAGUCCCAGUUGCAAAUCUUAUUGGUGGUGAAGGCCAAGGUUUUAACAUUGCUAUGAAUGCUUUAAAUGGCGGUCGUAUUAAUAUUGGUGCCUGUAGUUUAGGUGGUGCUCAAGCAAGUUUAGUUGCUGCUCGUGACCAUGUCAAGGUUAGAAAACAAUUUAAUCAACCAUUAGAAAAAUUCCAAUCUAUUCAAUUUAAAUUGGCUGAUAUGGCCACUAAAUUACAUGCCUCACGUGUUAUGAUUAGAACUGCUGCCACUAUGCUCGAUAAUAAAGAUCCAUCUGCCCACGUCUACAUCGCCAUGGCCAAAUUAUUUGCAUGUGAUGAAUGCUUCAAGGUAUGUGAUGACUCACUUCAAUUAUUUGGUGGUUAUGGUUAUCUCAAAGAUUACCCCGUUGAAAGAUAUCUUCGUGAUCUUCGUGUUCAUCGUAUCCUUGAAGGUUCUGAUGCUGUAAUGAGAUUAUUAACCUCCAGAGAAAUAUUAAAAGAUGAAUAAAUAAUAAUACAAAUAAAUUAUAAAUAAAAUAAAUAUAAAUAAAGAAAAGAAAUAAAGAAACUUUUUUUUAUAU
Messenger RNA from Dictyostelium purpureum, 1382 nucleotides. RefSeq lists its product as uncharacterized. Bases 56 to 1309 code for a protein of 417 amino acids. Gene Ontology annotation, molecular function: flavin adenine dinucleotide binding; acyl-CoA dehydrogenase activity. The record is from RefSeq and is a predicted model, not a curated record. The transcript has 3 exons. NCBI's taxonomy places the organism in Eukaryota, Evosea, Eumycetozoa, Dictyosteliales, Dictyosteliaceae. Gene Ontology annotation, biological process: lipid metabolic process.